Messenger RNA from Vitis riparia (riverbank grape), 5808 nucleotides. Its product is annotated as subtilisin-like protease SBT4.6. The transcript is spliced from 12 exons. Lineage: Eukaryota; Viridiplantae; Streptophyta; Magnoliopsida; Vitales; Vitaceae. Bases 3509 to 5791 code for a protein of 760 amino acids. Gene Ontology annotation, biological process: proteolysis. The record is from RefSeq and is a predicted model, not a curated record. Gene Ontology annotation, molecular function: serine-type endopeptidase activity.
AUGAGUUAUAUAAUAUAGGUUUAAACCUAUGGGAGUUCUUAUUCUAGCUGUUAAAGAUACUUGUCAGAAAAUUAGAAAGGUUGGUUUCAAGCAUUCUUCAUGGUCCAGAACCCUGAUAUGGCUGCCAGAAUAUUUUGGAAAGGUUGUGAAUUGGAUUUUCAAAAUGCUUAUUGUGUGCCUUUAUUGUGCAUGAUCACAUGAUUUAUUAGAGUGGCUCUAUGCUCUUCUAUGUCAUCAUUUCCCAGAGAUGCAGGCAAUGCUCUGCAACAUAAGUAUGAGUUGAUGACAUUUAUGAUAGACCAUAUUUCUUAGUUCCCAGCAAAUAAAGCAUGGUUAUGGAGCUCCAAGUUGCUUGGAUUCUGUUUUAGUAAUAUCAAUUUGAUAGUCAUCUGCUAUUUCAUAAUGCUGAGGUGGAAGCCAUCUAACUUGGGUGGUUUUUUUGCCUGUCAGUGCUUAUCUGUCUAGAUGCUGGAUUGCUGAUGCCGAUUGCCAAAUACUUAGAAUGGCCUUAAAACAGCAAUGGAAUAUUCUUCAUAAUAUAGUGAUCAUGGAGAUUAUUUUUGUUCUUCCAUUCAUUUGUAGAUUUACUUUGUGCGUACUGAGAAUUGUUCACAUUCUGGUUUCUUUGGACCAUCCCUCUGUAGUAGCAAUUGAAGCACAUUUUAACAAGUUUUGGGCAAGUUGUCAUCUGCCUAUAUUUCCUAACUUUUAUUAUUUUCUCUGUCUAUAACAUAAUAGAAAAGGGGACUAUCUUAAUUCUCAAGGUUGGUAGACUGCAGAGAAGGUGGUACUAGGUUAUGAUUUCAAAUCUUCACUUCCAUCUUUCAUCACUUCGACAACUCUACAGGGCAUUAAUUUUAUGGUGCUACCUUGUGAUAUACACCAUUGUACAGUUUUGCUUCAAAAGCCCUGUUCUGUACAGGGUCUUAAAUGGCUUUGCAGCAACCUUAUCAAGGACAAGAUGCAAAUGGCACCUGGUGCAGAAAUGUUGACUUCAUAUUUUUAAUUAAUGGAUGAAGUUGGAAUUGUUUUGACUUGGUAUUUUCAGGGUUGAUCCACAUCCAGGCAACUGGAGAAGAUUUUUUGAGAUGGACGUAGCUUAUUUGCAGUAAGUAAACACCUUUCCUCUCAUUGUAAAUGAUACACUUGUCUGUCCUUAUUUUUGGUUAAAUUUUGUAGCUUAUAAGUUAUGUUCAAGAAAGAAAUGUACAACUUAGGAGUAUGAAAUCGACAUUGUUGGUUGGACACAUUGAAAGAUGCAGUACUGGUAAACAAUGUUUCCUUUCAGCAUUCUGCCAAGGAGACAAUUCCUACCAGCCAGAACGUAGAAUAUUUUUUAUAACUUGAAGCUAAACCUACAUCAACAAAGAAAAUAUUAUAUUUUGCUAAUUGCUUCACCAGGUAUGCCUUUAUAUAUAUAUAUCUAUAUAUAUAUAUAUAUAUAUAUUUUAUAAAGUCAUCGGUAAAUAUGCAUUACUUGUUAUUUAAAAAGCAAAGCAAAUAUGACAUCACUCUUUGGUGAAACAGAGGGGUCUCUUUAAUCAUAAGCUGCAAGAGACACCUGUUGGGGUAACUUAGGGUCUGACUAAGUGGGUCAAUUUGCAAAUAGUUGUCUUCCAUAUCAAUGAUGGGAUUGCAUCCCAACUAAACAUCUUUCUGCAAACCCCUGUUUUUUUUGUUUUUGCUUUUUAGGUAUUAGUAAAUAAUGACAGAUAACAUGAAAUCUAUUUUUCUUAUUAUAAAAUGGGAGGUUCUUUUAGUCCAUUCUUGGUUUUCUUCUCAUGAGAUUUUAGAAGAGACUCAUGCUAACCGAGUUUCUUGUAAUUCACAAAUUCAUUACUGGUUACCACUGGUUGAAGCGUGUCCUUCUUCACCUGUGUGCUUGCAGGAGAGGACUGAAAAAGGACCUAAAGGAUCUGGAUCAAUAGAAACAUGAGCUCAAGUGAAUUAUAAAUGAACACAAAGCAAACUUAUGCUUAUUCAGAGUUAUGAAUGAGGACUUUUUAUAACUCAAAGCAAACUUAUGCUUAUUCUUGCUUCUACAUUUUUUAUUUUAUUUUUAUAAAUAGAAUGCAAAAAUUAUCGGUACUCUGAAUAAAGUGCAAGAAAGGAAGUGUGGGAACAAAUCCACUUUGCAUUGGGGUAACUUUUCACUAUAAUUCACCUUUUAUCAAUUAGGGCACUUUAGGCCUUUAGCAUGGCUGGAGUUUAGUAACUGUUUUCCAAAAGUAGUUUCCAAAUCAGCAUGUUAAAGUGAAGAAUAGUGCAAUAUAAGUUGUUAAUGAGAUUUGUUCUUUGCUUAAAUUAGUGAUUAUUACAAGCUCUAGUUGGAUCUCAAAUAUUUUGAAAGAAAAGAUGAACGGAAAAAAAGGAAAAGGAAAGAAAAGUGGAAAGAAAUAAAAAGUAAGUUCUUGCAUACACUUUUUCCACUUUCUUGACCUUUUUAAACUGAGAAUGCGAGCAUCAAACAGUCUAUAAUUUCUACCUUAUUUUCUAUUUCACCAAAUAAGAGGUUCUGAUAUGCCUUCUCCUUCAUCUUUUAGUAUCCAUCUAUUAGUUUCUUCUUCUUGUUCAUCAGCUACUUGAGGCUUUUAAUUUUCCAAAUCUGUUCGGUCUCAUAGGAUUUGGAUUCAAUAAAUAGCUUUAGGCCUUGUUUGGCCAUGAUUUUAAAGGACAGUGUUGGUAUCAUGGAAGUUUCAGCAUAAGCUAAAAAAUAGCCUCCAUGAGAAGCAAUCUUGCCCUUGUUUCCCUGCUAAGCUCUUUUUAAGCCAUGAACUCUUUCAAUAAAAUAACCCAAAGACAUGGAAAAGCCGUAAUUGGCUCAUAAAGGAGCUUUUAGCUUCUAGAAAGCCAAUUCAAACAAGACCUUAGUAAUGGUUGAAAAAUGAAAUCACAUGGUGGGUUCCAUGAUCUUUGCAUCCUAGCUUGAUUAUUUCAACCUUGACAUACAACCAAGUAAGGAUUCACAUUCUCAUAAAAUGACGUUGAGAUCAUCUUGUCUGUAUUGAUCUAUUGCACGCAAAGACACCUCCAAAGCUCAAGUUCAUUAAUGCUGUACAGUGCCACAUACCAUCCACAUGUUAUUGAUUCACAUAUAAUAUAUGUUGUCUGUUGAUCAUGUAAUCCAAUUAUAGAUGUGAGACCAUGUCCCGCAUUUUGAUCUUGAUGCAGGUUUGUAUUGUGCGCAUGAGGACACUUCCUGAGGGGGAUAUAACGUUCAUCUGAUCAUCUCUGUAGUAUGCCAGAAGCAAUUCUGUGCAGAUACUUCACUUUCAUUGCUGAUUUUAUUACUAUGAAGCUUUCUUUCUUUUUAAACAGUUUCCAUAAAGUUUCUCUGUGUGCGUGCAAGUUCUGAAGUGAUAUUGUGGUUAGAGGCUGCAAAAAAGAGCAUCAAUGGAUUUGUGGCAAAGAUCAUUGAUCAAAAGCAAAAGAAGAUUGCCAGUGACUGUUGGAGGAUCCUUUUCUAUGCAUAUUGAAAACAAAUUGCUGUAUUUUAAUUAGUUAUGUAAUGGUGGUAUGCUUGGCAUCAUUUGCAGGCAUGGAGGGAGUAGCGUCAUAUUUCCAAUUAAAAUGCCCGACUUCAAACAACAGAUCAUGGGAUUUCAUGGAUUUCUGCAUGAUUAUUGUAUGGAGUGCUAUGGUCGAAGUUAAUGGUGGUGCUAGUGAUGAAGAUAGAAAGGUCUAUAUAGUCUAUCUGGGAUCCCUUCCACAAGGGGAGUUCUCACCUUUGUGUCAACACCUUAAUAUUCUUGAAGAUGUUCUUGAGGGCAGUUCUUCAAGAGACUCCUUGGUCAGAAGUUAUAAGAGAAGUUUCAAUGGAUUUGCAGCCAAGCUCAUUGAAAAAGAACGAGAAAAAUUGUGUAAUAAGGAUGGUGUGGUGUCCAUUUUUCCUAGUAAUCUUCUUCAACUUCAAACAACAAGAUCCUGGGACUUCAUGGGACUCUCUGAAACUAUUGAGCGAAAGCCUGCUGUUGAGAGUGAUGUUAUAAUUGGAGUCAUUGACACAGGAAUUUGGCCUGAAUCACCAAGCUUCAGUGAUGAAGGUUUUGGUCCACCUCCAAAAAAAUGGAAAGGUGUUUGUUCGGGUGGAAAAAAUUUUACUUGCAACAAGAAGGUCAUUGGAGCUCAACUUUACAAUUCGCUGAAUGAUCCUGAUGAUUCUGUGAGGGACAGAGAUGGUCAUGGAUCUCACACUGCCUCAACAGCUGCUGGCAACAAAGUAAAGGGAGCAAGCUUUUAUGGGGUGGCAGAGGGAGAUGCAAGAGGAGGGGUUCCCUCUGCAAGGAUUGCUGUAUACAAAGUUUGUUUUCAAUCAGGGUGUGCAGACGCAGAUGUAUUGGCUGCCUUCGAUGAUGCUAUUUCCGAUGGGGUUGACAUCAUUUCAGUUUCUCUGGGAAAACGAAGUGCUCCAAAUUUGAAUGAAGACUCAUUGGCAAUUGGCUCUUUUCAUGCCAUGGCCAAAGGUAUUUUAACCUUGAAUUCUGCAGGAAAUGGCGGUCCCAAUGCAUAUUCAGUAGGAAGUGUUGCACCAUGGAUGGUCAGCGUAGCCGCAAGCACCACAGACCGCCAAAUCAUAACCAAGGUUGUUCUUGGCAAUGGAACAACUUUAGAUGGUAGUUCAAUUAACACUUUUGAGUUGAAUGGAACCGAGUUUCCUCUUGUGUAUGGAAAAGAUGCAACCCGGACAUGUGAUGAAUAUGAAACCCAGCUGUGCUCUGGGGAUUGUUUGGAAAGAAGUUUAGUGGAGGGAAAAAUUAUACUAUGUAGAAGCAUCACAGGAGACAGAGAUGCUCAUGAAGCUGGUGCAGUUGGAUCAAUCUCGCAAGAGUUUGAUGUUCCUUCAAUUGUCCCUUUUCCAAUAUCAACAUUAAAUGAGGAAGAAUUUAGAAUGAUUGAAACUUACUACAUUUCCACAAAAAAUCCUAAAGCAAACAUAUUAAAGAGUGAAUCAACCAAAGAUUCUUCUGCUCCUGUAGUGGCUUCAUUUUCAUCAAGAGGGCCAAAUACUAUCAUACCUGAGAUUUUGAAGCCAGAUAUAACAGCCCCAGGAGUAGAUAUUUUGGCAGCAUAUUCCCCUGUUGCUCCAGUUACUGAUGAAGCUGAAGAUAAAAGGUCAGUCAAAUACACCAUAUUAUCAGGAACAUCCAUGUCUUGCCCCCAUGUUACUGGAAUUGCUGCUUAUAUCAAAACCUUCCAUCCCGACUGGUCUCCUUCAGCCAUCCAAUCUGCUCUUAUAACUACAGCUUGGCCCAUGAAUGGUACUACAUAUGAUGAUGGUGAACUCGCGUUUGGAUCUGGGCAUGUUGAUCCAGUAAAAGCUGUAAGUCCAGGUUUAGUGUAUGAAGCCCUUAAGGCUGACUACAUAAACAUGAUGUGCAGCAUGGGCUAUGAUACAAAGACAGUGAGACUCGUCUCAGGAGACAACAGCAGUUGUCCUAAAGACACUAAAGGUUCCCCAAAAGAUCUUAAUUAUCCUUCGAUGGCAGUUAAAGUUGAAGAAACAAAAUCCUUCAAAGUUGAAUUUCCAAGGACAGUAACAAAUUUUGGGAGUGCAAAUUCUACAUAUAAAGCUACAGUCAUCAACACAAAUUCCCAUAUCAAGGUUCAAGUGAAUCCUGACAUCCUAUCUUUCAAGUUAGAAAAAGAGAAGAAAUCUUUUGUUGUGACUGUUGUUGGACAAGGACUCGACUCAUUUGAGGCACCAAUAGCAGCUGCAUCACUGGUGUGGUCUGAUGGCACUCACAGUGUGAGAAGUCCCAUCGUAGCCUACAUUGAUAGGAAUAUUGGUUAAUCAAAUCCUAAUUGCAA